Odobenus rosmarus divergens (Pacific walrus) is the source of this 1222-nucleotide messenger RNA. It is a transcript of the gene SFRP5, whose product is annotated as secreted frizzled-related protein 5. The record is from RefSeq and is a predicted model, not a curated record. Bases 117 to 1064 code for a protein of 315 amino acids. The transcript is spliced from 3 exons. NCBI's taxonomy places the organism in Eukaryota, Metazoa, Chordata, Mammalia, Carnivora, Odobenidae. Gene Ontology annotation, biological process: canonical Wnt signaling pathway; non-canonical Wnt signaling pathway; negative regulation of canonical Wnt signaling pathway. Gene Ontology annotation, molecular function: Wnt-protein binding.
CGCCCGCAAGCGGAGCGAAGGCUGCCACCACUCGGGCCACCUCGGCGGUGGCGGCGGCUGCAGGGGAGCGGCAGGGCGGCGGGCGCACUCCGGGGCAGCUGGGGACGCCGCGCACCAUGCAGGCGACGGCGGGGGGCGCGCGGGCGGCCGCGCUGGCGCUGCUGCUGGGGGCGCUGCAAGGGGCGCCGGCGCGCGCCCAGGAAUACGACUACUACGGGUGGCAGGCGGAGCCGCUGCACGGGCGCGCGUACUCCAAGCCGCCGCAGUGCCUCGACAUCCCCGCGGACCUGCCGCUCUGCCACACGGUGGGCUACAAGCGCAUGCGGCUGCCCAACCUGCUGGAGCACGAGAGCCUGGCCGAGGUGAAGCAGCAAGCGAGCAGCUGGCUGCCGCUGCUGGCCAAGCGCUGCCACUCCGACACGCAGGUCUUCCUCUGCUCUCUCUUCGCGCCCGUCUGCCUCGACCGGCCCAUCUACCCGUGCCGCUCGCUGUGCGAGGCCGUGCGCGCCGGCUGCGCGCCGCUCAUGGAGGCCUACGGCUUCCCCUGGCCCGAGAUGCUGCACUGCCACAAGUUCCCCCUGGACAACGACCUCUGCAUCACUAUGCAGUUCGGACACCUGCCUGCCACCGCGCCUCCAGUGACCAAGAUCUGUGCCCAGUGUGAGAUGGAGCACAGUGCCGACGGCCUCAUGGAGCAGAUGUGUUCCAGCGACUUCGUGGUUAAAAUGCGCAUCAAGGAGAUCAAGAUAGAGAAUGGGGACCGGAAGCUGAUUGGAGCCCAGAAAAAGAAGCAGCUACUCAAGCCAGGCCCCUUGAAGCGCAAGGACACCAAGAGGCUGGUGCUGCACAUGAAGAGCGGCGCCAGCUGCCCCUGCCCACAGCUGGACAGCCUGACCGGCAGCUUCCUGCUCAUGGGCCGCCAAGUGGACGGGCAGCUGCUGCUUAUGGCCGUCUACCGCUGGGACAGGAAGAAUAAGGAGAUGAAGUUCGCGGUCAAAUUCAUGUUCUCCUACCCCUGCUCCCUCUACUACCCCUUCUUCUAUGGGGCUGCUGAACCCCACUGAAGGGCACUCCUCCCUGCCCCACCACAGCCAGCUGUGCCUUGCCCUCUCCCCAGCCCUGGGGCACUCUCUUCCUGCCCACUUGGCCUCACCCCUACUCCCAGGCUGACCCAGCCCCUAAGUGGUUUCAUGCAGUGUCGUUACCAGCACAGGCCCUAAGG